ACCACACGGCGCCGUGACUUCGGACUCGGCCUCAACCUUCCCCUCCACCAUAUCCAUCCACGCGCGCGUUGGCCUCGACCCCCACCCAUCGUAAAGCAGCCAUCCAUCACGCGGCACGCGCACGCGCCGACAACAACACCAACAACAAUCCAAAUGACCGACGCCGCGCCUUCCCCCGCAACGGCGGCGGCGGCUGCAGCGGCGGCACCCUCACCUUCGACCAAAUCCACACCAGGUGCAAGCGGUGGUGGUGCAGGCUUCCCUCCAGCUUUCCGCCCGCCGAAUGCAGGAGGACAAACAAUGCCCGCCACGCCCGUCAUCCUCGACGACGAGAAGAAGCGCGAGCUCAUCGCCAGCAUGGACCAGACCAGAGUCAACGCGCUCAGAAAGCGCGCCGCGGAGCUCCAGGCAGCAGGCCACACCAAGGAAAACUCGACAGAGUAUGCGCGCACCGUCAUGAUCCUGUCGAUGCACGCGCGCGCCGUCGCCAUCGGCGAGCAAAAGAAGCGCGCCGCCGCUGCUGCCGCCGCUGCUUCCGGCACGCCGACUGACGAGAACGCGCCUGCCGCUGGCCCAAGUACCGCUGCGCCUGCCGCGCCGGCCCAGCACGUCGCCCUCACCCCGGCGCAGAUUGCCCAGGUGCGCUCGCAGGCUCAGUCGUACCACCUCCUCAGCCGCAACCAGCCUGUCCCGUCCUACCUCCAGCAGGCGGCCCAGGGCACCCCACCACCACAGCAGGCUGCCACGCCCGAGGCCAAGGUCAUUGACAAGACGGUUGAGGCUGUUGUCGAGGCUGGCGCGCCCCGCGAAGCGCCGUACGAGCUCGAGUUUGACCAGUCGAGCAUCAUCUACCCCUACAACGCGUACACCCACCCCAGCGUGUACGCGAACCGCAAGUUUGCCGAUGAGAUCGCCAACCCUGUGAACAAGCAGCAGCGCCUGCUUGUCCCUUCCAUCACUCCCCGCGGUCUUGACCCCUACCUGUUGAUGGAGGAGCGCAACCGCUUUGUGGAGACGCGUAUGGGCUGGCGCAUGAAGGAGCUCGAGGAGCUGGACGCGACGGCUGGUCUCGGACAGCCUGGCGCGGCCGAGAUCUCGGGUCUCACUGAUGACGCUGCCAACGGCGCCAAGGACGAGAGCAAGCUGGGCGUCCAGGCCCGUAUCGAGCUGUUGAGUCUCCGCCUGCUCGGCAAGCAGAGGCUUCUGCGAGAGGACCUCAUCCGCGGCCUGCACGGCGCGACCCAGGUCCCCGCCGAUCGCUCCCAGUUCCGUCGCUUCCGCACCCACACCCUCCGCGAUGCCCGCGCGACCGAGACGGCCGAGCGCAGGCAGCGUACCGAGCGUGAGCAGCGUGGCAAGCAGCGCCACGUCGCAUACAUUCAGUCGAUUGUCGACCACGGCCAGACCAUCAUCAACCUCGGCGACACCAACCCCCGUGGUGCGGGUGCCGACAAGAUGCGUCGCCUCGGCAAGUGGAUUCUCCGCAUGCAUAGCGAGACGGAGAAGGAGGAGCAGCGCCGUGUCGAGCGUCUCGCCAAGGAGCGUCUCAAGGCGCUCAAGAACGACGACGAAGAGUCGUACCUCAAGCUCCUUGGCGAGGCCAAGGACUCGCGUAUCGGUCACCUGCUCAAGCAGACCGACCAGUACCUCGAGACUUUGGCUGCCGCCGUCGUCGACCAGCAGAACGACCCAGUCCACAAGGAUGUCGACCAGUUUGCUCUGCCGUUCGAGACCGAGGACGGUCCCGCUUCCGAGGCCAUGUUCGGCGCCCGCCGACAGGAUGGCGAGGAGGACGGUGCCGAGCGCAACGAGGGCAAGAUCGACUACUACGCUGUUGCCCACCGCAUCCAAGAGAAGGUCACCAAGCAGGCAUCCAUCCUUUCCGGUGGUACCCUCAAGGACUACCAGGUCAAGGGUCUGCAGUGGAUGAUUUCGCUCUACAACAACAGGUUGAACGGUAUUUUGGCCGACGAAAUGGGUCUCGGAAAAACCAUCCAGACCAUUUCGCUCAUCACGUACCUUAUCGAGAAGAAGCAGCAGCCCGGUCCCUUCCUGGUCAUUGUCCCCCUGUCGACGCUCACCAACUGGACGCUCGAGUUCGAGCGUUGGGCCCCAGCCGUGCGCACGCUUAUCCUUAAGGGUUCACCCUCGGUUCGUCGCGAAUUGUACCCCCGUCUCAGAGCCGUCGACUUCCAGGUGUGUCUCACCACCUACGAGUACAUUAUCAAGGAGAGACCGCUGCUCGCCAAGAUCAAGUGGAUCCACAUGAUUAUUGACGAAGGUCACCGUCUCAAGAACAUCAAGUCCAAGCUCUCCCAGACGCUCAACGAAUACUACUCUACCCGCCACCGUCUCAUCUUGACGGGUACCCCGCUCCAGAACAACCUUCCCGAGCUGUGGGCCCUGCUCAACUUCGUCCUGCCCAAGAUUUUCAACUCGGUCAAGUCGUUCGACGAAUGGUUCAACGCGCCAUUCGCCAACACUGGUGGCCAGGAGAAGAUGGAGAUGAACGAAGAAGAGGCUCUGCUUGUCGUCAAGCGUCUCCACAAGGUGCUUCGUCCUUUCCUUCUCCGUCGUCUCAAGAAGGACGUCGAGUCGGAGCUUCCCGACAAGGUCGAGAAGGUCAUCUACACCAAGAUGUCGGCGCUUCAGUGGAAGCUCUACGAGAGUGUCAAGAAGUACAAGACGCUCCCCACCGACAUGUCUUCGGGCAAGCCGCGUCGCCAGGCCAACCUGCAGAACGCCAUCAUGCAGCUCCGAAAGAUCUGCAACCACCCCUUCGUGUUCCGCGAAGUCGACGAGGACUUCUCGGUCGGCAACCACAUCGACGAGCAGAUUGUCCGUACUUCGGGCAAGUUUGAGCUCUUAGACCGCCUCCUCCCCAAGCUCUUCGCCACCGGCCACAAGGUCCUCAUCUUCUUCCAGAUGACGGAGAUCAUGUCCAUCAUUGCCGACUACUUUGACUACCGUGGCUGGAAGUACUGCCGUCUUGACGGUUCGACCAAGGCCGACGAGCGUCAGCAGCUGCUCUCUACCUUCAACGACCCCGACUCGCCGUACCAGGUUUUCAUCCUGUCCACUCGUGCUGGUGGUCUUGGUCUCAACCUUCAGUCUGCCGACACUGUCAUCAUCUACGACACUGACUGGAACCCCCACGCCGACUUGCAGGCGCAGGACCGUGCACACCGUAUUGGUCAGAAGAAGGAAGUCCGUGUCCUUCGUCUCAUUUCGAGCGGCACGGUCGAAGAGCUCGUGUUGCAGCGUGCUCAGGCCAAGCUCGAGAUUGACGGCAAGGUUAUCCAGGCCGGUAAAUUCGACGAAGUCACGACGGGUGCCGAGUACGAGGCGUACCUCGCCAAGGCGUUCGAGGCCGCUGGCGACGAGGACGAGGAAGAGACCAAUGAGCUCGACGACGAAGAGCUCAACGAGCUCCUGGCCCGUGGUGACCACGAGCUCGAGAUCUUUGCCCGCAUGGACAAGGAGCGCGCCGAGCGCAAGCUUGCCGACUGGAAGGAGGCUGGCAACAAGCCGCCCAUCCCGCCCCCUCUCAUGCAGGAGUCGGAGCUCCCGCCCUUCUACCGCCGCGACAUUGGCCAGGAGAUGGCCGAGCAGAUUGCCGCCGAGGAGGAGCAGGGCCGUGGCCGCCGUGCCAAGGCCGACGUGCGCUACACCGACGGCCUCACCGACGACCAGUUCAUCAACGCUUUAGAGAACAGCGAUGAUGACGUCGACCAGGCUGCCGAUCGUAAGCGCGCACGUGCCGAGCGCAAGGCCGAGCGCAAACGCGCCAACGAGAUACUUGCCAAGGCCGAGUCAGAGGGCAAGCCGCUGUCGUCGGUCGUCGAGGCCCUCAAGGCCGAGGCGGCCCCGACCAAGGACGAGCCGGCCUCUACUACUACGACGCCCAAGAAGAAGCGUGGAAGGCCAAGCAAGAGUGCCACGCCUAGCUUCCAGCCAGAGGAGACUCCUGUUGUUAAACGCCGCAAGACUACCGGUGGCUUGUCACAUGACGAGCGCGAGAUGGUCAAGAAGCUCUUCGACGAGGUCAACGGCCUCAAGGACGAGAUGACUGGCGAGCACUGGAACAUCUACUUCCGCAACCCGGUCGACCGGAAGCAGUACCCCGACUACUACGCCAUCAUCGUGCAGCCCAUUGCCAUGUCGCAGAUCAAGCGCAAGUUUGUCCAGCCGACGUAUGGCCUGCAGUCGCUCUCUCGCGAGCUCAAGCUGCUGUGGACCAACGCGAGGACGUACAACACCGAGGGCUCGUGGGUGUACAACGCUGCCGACACGAUGGAGGCCUACUUUGACAAGCGCUUCGCCGAGGAGAGCGUCAACUUCCCCGCUGGUGGCGCCGAGACCAACGGCAACGGCCGCAGCACCGCCCCGCCCGACGACAGCACCGAGGGCACGACGCCUGCGCAGAGCGGACAGAGCACGCCCAUGUACAAGGGCCCGUCUGUCACUGCACCCAAGAUCAAGAUCAACGUCGGCGCUGCAAGCCGCCGCAACGAGGUUGUCGAGAGCGAGGAGAGCGCUCAGGAGGAGGAGGAAGAGGACGACGAUGAUGACGACGACUACUAGAGAGAAGAUUAAAAACGAGCGUGUCGGUGUGAGCCGCUCUGUACAGCAUACACACUAGGAUUCCAUUCAUGUAUUUGUCGAGAGGA
Messenger RNA from Vanrija pseudolonga, 4670 nucleotides. It is a transcript of the gene snf21, whose product is annotated as Chromatin structure-remodeling complex subunit snf21. Gene Ontology annotation, biological process: positive regulation of transcription by RNA polymerase II. The record is from RefSeq and is a predicted model, not a curated record. Gene Ontology annotation, molecular function: DNA binding; histone binding; ATP binding. The transcript has 4 exons. The coding region runs from base 154 to 4584 and encodes 1476 amino acids. Gene Ontology annotation, cellular component: nucleus. Lineage: Eukaryota; Fungi; Basidiomycota; Tremellomycetes; Trichosporonales; Trichosporonaceae.